AAACAAGCCUGUCGCAGGGGGAGAGCUCGUCAUUCAUUGCGAUAGGACCAUGAGAAGAAGAAAACUCAUCAAUGAGGACGAAGACAAUGAAGACCAAGCCAGUUCGAGUUGUCACCUUGCCCCCGACACAAUGUACCUCGCUGGUCGGCACUUGAUGUCUUCAAGAGCUCAUCGUUGUUACAGAUCCACAACCACCAAUCAGUCCGACUCUCCUUGGCUUUGGUCCUCCUCUGGGAUCGCGUUCUCCAAGUUAUCCUCGUCUUAUUUGAUCUUGUUCGUUGUGGUUGCUUUGAUUUGCCCUUCAUCGGCUAGUGGCUACCAAUCACCAGGAGCUUUGGAUUACAAUGGACUGCCUCCCGUGGAAGAAGAGAACAGCCUGAAUAAUCUAGAAGAGGGCCCCACCUAUCAAGCACUCGAGGAAUUAGCCAAUACAUUGGCCAAUGAAGGAUCCGAGGAGGAACAAGAAGCCAACGAGAAUGAACCCCUCAUUCCCUGGCCGUACCUCUUGGACUCGCGACCUCGCCGAUCCCAUCUGCAUCAGGACGAACAUCUCCUCCGCUUCGGCAAGCGAUCCUCCAGUCCCAUGGCCAAUUAUGCCAACCAGCCUCUUGAUGAGGAGAAUGUUGAGCCCAGGAACGCCCGGAGUGGCAACCACCUUCUCCGCUUCAGCAGAAGUGGACAAGACCAUCUACUGAGAUUCAGUAAACGAAAUGGAGCCCAUUUGCUUCGAUUCAACCGGGCCCACGACGAUGCUCAUAUGCUGAGAUUUGGUCGUAGCAACACUGAGGAGCCGGACAGCCAACAAUACCGGUCAGCCCGCGCUGGCGAGGAGCAUCUCCUGCGCUUUAGCCGGAGCGGGGGUGACCAUUUGUUGCGUUUUAGUCGGGGUGACAAGGAUCACCUCUUGAGGUUCAGUCGGUCCUCACCGGACCAUUUGCUCCGAUUCAGCCGGACCCCGGGCAAGAUGUUGCGGUCAGUCCGAACCCCGGAGUUGCUGAAGAGAUUCCAGACGGAUGUGAGUGGUGACGGGACGGAUUUCAAUCGGAUCAACCGAAUGGUGAGCAACGACCAUCUUCUGCGUUUUAGCCGUUCCGGAGCGGAUCACUUGCUCCGGUUCAGCAAGCGCAGUGCCGAUGACUUUGAGGAUACGGAUAAGGAUACCAAUAACCUGAACGACAACGACAACAGCCACCUCCUUCGAUUUGCCCGAGAUAGUAACGAUGUGGACAGAGCACAGCACAUUGGGUCACAGAACAGAUUUACCCGUCAAGAUUCCCACCUUCUCCGAUUUGCUUGAGGUUUGAGGGCAGUAGUAAAGCGGGGACGAACCCAACGCAUCAUGGAGCCAUCAGCAUUGCCUCCAUGAAGACUGAAAGAAGUCCACGGCCAUCCUCCCCAUCCAGCGAUGGAACAACAACAACAACAACCCGAGCCUAAGUGUCUAACCCCAACCCAUCUAAUAACACUGGAAGAGGUACCCUUACUAAUAUAUAUAUCAACAACAACAUCACUCACGCACUCAUCUAAUUACUUACUCAUCAUUGUAAUCCAUCGAUCCAGUCAGUCGUCCUUACAAAGUAAACCUGUGGAAUUGACCUAUCUACACAUAUCUGAGUAUUAGUAUGAUUCUUCUCAUUCUGAUUUCCGAUAUUUUUCUUGUGUUUUAAUACAACUUAGAGAAACUCUCGUGUCAUCGUUGUGAAGCGCUCCUCUUUUCCAUUGGUUGCAACAACUACUAUUGUUCCAACUGAAGCCCUUUGUCAAUUGAUACUCCUGUCAUCUUCAUCCUCAUCCUCAUGAUUAUUGCAAUUCAUUAUCCUCUCUUGUUCAUUCUCCAUCAUCAUAAUCAUCAUCAUAAUCAUCAGUAUCAACCAAGACAACAACCGCCAUUAUGAAACUGAAAGAAGCCCGUCUAAAGCAAAAUCAUCUCUUUUUGUAACUUCAGCCACGAGACACUCUUAGAGACAACUCGCCUACUAAGCUUAAGCUUAUACUAUAUUUGUAUAGAGACAGGAUCAAUCUACAAUGAGGGAAACUUAAAAUCAUUGAAGCAGUUCCAACCGACAUUCGCUCUUUCUUCUAUCAAACAUCUUCAACAUCCAAUAUUCCACUUUCAUUUCUCAUCUCAAGCCCCAUCAGGAAGCAUUUUUGGGACAGAAGUUCACACAUAUCAACAGCUAUUGGAAACCACCCAACAUGCACAAUAUUUGGUGUGGGGCUAUAUAUCUAUACAGUUAAUAGUAUCAUUAUUACAACUAUAAUUAUCAUUAUUAUUACUACACACAUUAAUACUCAAACGUACUAAUCUAAUGGUUUGCCUGAUUUUGAAAUAUAUUUUCACUUAAAAGA
Molecule: messenger RNA, 2349 nt
Organism: Tigriopus californicus
Lineage: Eukaryota; Metazoa; Arthropoda; Copepoda; Harpacticoida; Harpacticidae
Gene: FMRFa
Product: FMRFamide neuropeptides-like
Exons: 2
Coding region: 50-1297 (415 amino acids)
Source: RefSeq, a predicted model, not a curated record